This is a messenger RNA of Anolis sagrei ordinatus, 4352 nucleotides long. It is a transcript of the gene REV1, whose product is annotated as REV1 DNA directed polymerase. Gene Ontology annotation, biological process: error-free translesion synthesis; error-prone translesion synthesis. Lineage: Eukaryota; Metazoa; Chordata; Lepidosauria; Squamata; Anolidae. The record is from RefSeq and is a predicted model, not a curated record. Gene Ontology annotation, cellular component: nucleus. Gene Ontology annotation, molecular function: damaged DNA binding; DNA-directed DNA polymerase activity; deoxycytidyl transferase activity.
GGAGGAGGCGGGGGAGGAGGCGGCCGAGAGGGCUGUCGGCGGCGCCUGAGAGGAGGAAAGAGGCGGGACGCGAUGUGAGGAUCCGCGGAAGGCGGCGGCGGCGACGCCCCAGGGACGCGGCAAAAGACUUGCCUGUAAUCCCACCCCCAAUAGAAACAUGAAAUUCUGGAUAACAGGAGUGCUACUCAAGGUUUACAGUUCACUUGGUAAAAAUAGUUGUGAGCUCUGAUUGAUGGUCCUUUUGGAGAUGAUCCUUCCAAUCUCAAAAGCACACAAAAUGGAGUUAGAAGCUUCAUUAUGAAGCAAAGUGGUUGGAGAAAACGUGCCAGUGACAGAGAUGGCUGGGGAGCCUGGGGAGGAUAUAUGUCUGCCAAGGUUCAAAAACUGGAGGAUCAGUUCCGUUCAGACGCAGCUAUGCAACUACAAAAAGAUGGAACUUCCUCUGGUAUCUUCGAUGGAGUUGCUAUUUAUGUCAAUGGUUAUACAGAUCCUUCAUCUGACGAAUUGAGGCAUCUAAUGAUGUUGCACGGAGGGCAGUAUCAUGUAUACUAUUCUAGAUCCAAAACAACGCACAUUAUUGCUACAAAUCUUCCAAAUGCCAAAAUAAAAGAACUCAAAGGAGAAAAAGUAGUACAACCAGAAUGGAUAAUAGAUAGCAUAAAAGCUGGGCGGCUCCUUUCCUAUGUUCCAUAUCAGCUUUACACGAAACAAUCAAGCACUCAGAAAGGCCUCUGCUUUAAUACCAUAUGCAAAACUGAAGAUCCUAUCCCAGGUCCUAGCAAUAUCUCUGUGGAGAUCAACAGGGUAAAUUGUCUAGUACAAAAGCAUGAAACAGAGAAUGAAGUUAAAGCCAAUGGACUGAAUAAGUUGAACAAGGAGGAUGAGACUGAAGACACAGGAUUCUUGGAACUAGAGCAAGGCUUUUCUGAGAACAAACAGAAUGGAAUUCAUCCUAAAGAAAACAUGUCCAUUUUUAAUGGACAUGUUUCCAAUAGUGCCUUAAAGACACAGGAUAACAUGGUAUUUUCUGGCAACAUUACAAGUAGAUUGUCACCAGAUCCUGUACAGAAAGAGGAAAGGACUGAAAAAACUGAUUUUAGAGACUCAACGCCACAUUUGCAACAAAGCAACAAAGAUACAGAACUUUUACAGAAUAUGCAUAGGACUAUGGGUAAUUCAUCUUUUUCAAAUUUGCACAAUAAUAGCAAAAUAAAUGGUGCUUACCACUCUGCCAUUCAGGGGCCUUCAAGCACAAAAAGCACUAUCCCAGCACCUGCUCCUAGUAAGGUAGAUUCUUCACCUCUGUCCAGAUCUUUGAACUCCAAUUUCAUUUCUGACUUUUAUGCACGUUCAAGAUUACAUCAUAUAUCUACCUGGAAGUCUGAAUUUACGGAGUUUGUCAACACACUCCAAAGACAAAGUAGUGUCGUGUUCCCAGGAAGAGAAAAGUUGAAAAAACUAAAAUCAGGGCAAUCUAUGGUUAAGAAAACAAACUCAUAUCAUUUAUCCAUCAUGAACACAACCAAGCAUCAGAGCUGUAUAAUGCACGUGGAUAUGGAUUGCUUCUUUGUAUCAGUGGGCAUUCGAGAUCGACUAGAUCUGAAAGGUAAACCAGUGGCUGUCACAAGUAACAGAGGAUCGGGAAAGGCAUUGCUUCGUCCUGGUGCAAACCCACAGCUGGAAAGACAAUAUUACCAGAAUAAAUUAUUGAAUGGCAAAGCAGAGACUGGUGAACUGGACUCAGCAGAUGAAGACAGUGUAGAUGCUACACAGGUGAAUGGAAUUAACUUUGAUCUCUCUGUAUCAUCAAUGGCUGAGAUUGCAUCAUGCAGUUAUGAAGCCAGGCAAGCUGGUAUAAAGAAUGGAAUGUUUUUCGGAGAAGCAAAACGGUUAUGUCCAAAUCUUCAAGCUGUCCCUUAUGAUUUUCAGGCAUAUAAAGAAGUUGCACAAACCAUGUAUGAAACCUUGGCAAGUUACACUCAUAAUAUUGAAGCAGUCAGUUGUGAUGAAGCCCUAGUAGAUAUCACUGAAAUCCUUGUAGAGACUGGAUUGAUACCAGAAGAAAUAGCAGAUGUUAUCCGCACUGAAAUUAAAAACAAGACCAAGUGUCCUGCUUCCAUUGGAAUAGGUUCCAAUAUUUUAUUGGCUAGAAUGGCAACUCGCAAAGCUAAACCAGAUGGACAGUAUCACUUAAAGUCAGAAGAUGUGGAUGAUUUUAUCAGAAACCAAUUGAUUAUUCAUCUUCCAGGAGUUGGUAGGACAAUGGAAUCUAAGUUGUCAUCUCUUGGGAUAAAAACGUGUGGCGAUCUACAGUGUGUCACAAUGUCAAAACUACAGAAAGAAUUUGGUCCAAAAACAGGACAAAUGCUCUAUAGAUUCUGCCGUGGUCUAGAUGACAGGCCUGUUCAAAGAGAAAAGAAGAGAAAAACUGUUUCAGCAGAGAUCAACUAUGGUAUAAGAUUUACUCAGCCAAAAGAAGCAGAAGCUUUCCUUUUGAGUCUUUCCGAAGAAAUCCAAUGCAGGCUAGAAGCUGCUGGGAUGAAAGGCAAGCGGUUAACUCUCAAAGUCAUGGUCAGAAAAGCUGGAGCUCCAGUGGAAACUGCAAAAUUUGGAGGCCAUGGAAUCUGUGAUAAUAUUGCCAGAACCGUGACCCUCAGCCAUGCAACAGAUAGUGCCAAAAUGAUUGGGAAAGAAAUAUUGAAUAUGUUUCAUACAAUGAAGUUGAAUAUCUCUGAUAUGAGAGGGGUUGGAAUUCAAGUACAUCAGUUAGUUCCCAUUAAUAAAGCAACUGUAGCAAUUUCUUCUCACUCGUCAUUGCAGUCUGGAUUCUUACCUCAGGGAUCUAAUUCUAUUAUUGAUCUUCUGCAAGUUCCAAAAGCCAUAAAGAAUUCGGAAGAAGACCGCAAGGAAGUAUUUGUAGCUGCUGUGGAUGUUGAAAUAUCUUCCACAUCAAAAUCAUAUCCAGUGCUGCCAUCUCUAACAUCAAAUGUCAAUCAUGUUACCAGCAAAUCUGAACCUGCAGUUAAUUUGAAUGGUUUGCAUCCACCCAUAAAUAUCAAAUCAAGGCUUAAUUUAAGUAUUGAGGUACCAUCACCUUCCCAGUUGGAUCAGUCUGUGUUGGAAGCACUCCCACAUGAUAUUCGAGAGCAAAUAGAGCAAGUGUAUUCCCUUCAACAAGCGGGGACAAGCAACAGUAGCAAGAAGGAACCAGUAAAUGGAUACAACACUAGCUUUCCAUCACAUCCAGUGGGAGCCCUCCUUUUACAAAUACCAGAUCUCAAAGAAUCAGGAAAUGAUGCAGAAAUUAAUGUAAUAGCUCUACCAGCAUUUUCACAGGUGGACCCUGAGGUUUUUACUGCACUACCUUCAGAGCUGCAAGAGGAGCUAAGGCAGGCAUAUGACCAAAGGCAGAAACAUACAGUUACCAUCUGCCAGCAGACAAAUUCCACUGUAUCAAAAAACCCUUUGCAGAACUUGAAACCAGUUAUAAAAAACAAGAAAAAAAGAAGGGAAAAUAACCACGUCAGUCCAAUGAAAAAACACCACAGUCCUUUGAAAAACAGGUUUGUUGGGAGCCCUACCAAAAGCUCUACUGGAAGCCCACAGAAAUUAAUGGAUGACUUUUUAAAACAGGAAGGAGCAGCCACAGAACGUUCCCAGAUAGAACCAGCGCAAAUCACUGCAAAUACAGCCAGCACAUCCAUUUCACAGCCAUUAUUGUCUGCUGCUACUAGGCCUCAGGCACCUAAUUUAGCUGGAGCUGUUGAGUUCAAUGAUGUAAAGGCAUUACUCAAGGAAUGGAUUACAACUAUAUCUGAUCCUAUGGAGGAAGAUAUUCUACAAGUUGUGAAAUACUGUACUGAUCUGAUUGAAGAAAAAGAUUUAGAAAAGCUGGAUCUGGUCAUAAAGUAUAUGAAAAGGCUAAUGCAGCAGUCUGUGGAAUCAGUUUGGAACAUGGCAUUCGACUUCAUACUUGACAAUGUUCAAGUGGUCUUGCAACAAACUUACGGAAGCACAUUAAAAAUUAUGUGAAGUGAGCUUGUAGAAAAGGAUGUGGUGAGGGCCUGGUGCUCCCCAGUAGCUGUGCCAUAAGUGCUUGUGAGGUAUUUGCAAAGUGCAUGAUAGUAAAACCAAGUUUUUAUAAGUUGGAAUUUUUUUUAAGGAAGAGAGUGUUUUGUACAUUUUCUUUCAAGAAAGUGCCAAAAUUUGUCAGUAUUGCAUGUAAAUAACUGUGUUCAAAUUCUUUUAUUGUAGCAUAGAAUCUAUUUACAAAAUGUUGGUUUAUAAAGGUUUUAUGGAUUUUUACAGUGAAGUGUUACAGUUGUUUAAUAAAGAACUGUAUGUAAUUUGUA